This is a messenger RNA of Jatropha curcas, 2011 nucleotides long. RefSeq names its product Eukaryotic aspartyl protease family protein. Gene Ontology annotation, molecular function: aspartic-type endopeptidase activity. Gene Ontology annotation, biological process: proteolysis. NCBI's taxonomy places the organism in Eukaryota, Viridiplantae, Streptophyta, Magnoliopsida, Malpighiales, Euphorbiaceae. Gene Ontology annotation, cellular component: extracellular region. The record is from RefSeq and is a predicted model, not a curated record.
UCUACUUCUUGUCACUGGUAUCACAGUACCACCCUCCUCAAAUAAGCCUUCUCUUCUCCCCUGCCACCAAGUCACCAACUUCAAGCAACCAAACCUCUACGAGAGACUUCUUCUCCUAUAUUCCUUUAAUCCUUAUAAGCUCCCUUUAACCCCUUCUUCUCUUUAUUCUCUUUUGUACAACAAAUACUUCAUGGCCACAUCUUUUCAUUUCUUGCUCUGUUUUAUGCUCUGUUUUCUAAACAUCUCUGUUUCAAUAUCAGAGACUUUGUUUCUUCCUUUAACCAACUCUCUCUCCACUACCCAGUUCACUUCCACCCAUCACUUUCUUAAAUCCACCUCUACUCGCUCAGCUGCUCGCUUCCGCCACCACCACCACCGCUUUCGCCGUCUCCAAAACAACCAGCAUCGCCAAGUCUCUCUUCCUCUAUCUCCAGGUAGUGAUUACACUCUGUCUUUCACUCUCAACUCUUAUCCACCCCAACACGUCUCGCUUUAUCUCGACACAGGCAGUGACCUUGUCUGGUUUCCUUGCCAGCCAUUUGAAUGUAUUUUGUGCGAAGACAAAGUAGAAAACACCACCGCUUCAUCUUCGCUGCCAAAAAUUUCCUCCACCACAAAAACUGUCCACUGUAAAUCUUCUGCAUGCUCUGCUGCCCACUCUAAUCUCCCUACCUCCAACCUCUGCGCUAUUGCCAACUGUCCAUUAGAGUCCAUAGAAACUUCAGAUUGCCGAUCAUUUUCUUGCCCGCAGUUUUAUUACGCUUAUGGUGACGGCAGCCUUAUUGCUCGCCUUUACCGCGACUCUAUUACAUUACCAUUAGCAACUCCCUCUUUAAAACUCCAUAAUUUUACCUUCGGUUGCGCCCACAGCGCCCUCGCCGAGCCAGUUGGAGUUGCUGGUUUUGGCCGUGGAGUGCUCUCUUUGCCAGCCCAGCUCGCUUCCUAUUCUCCUCAACUGGGGAAUCAAUUCUCUUACUGUUUGGUGUCUCACUCGUUUGACUCGGAUCGAGUCCGCCGUCCGAGUCCACUCAUUCUUGGCCGUUCUGAUGAAAAGGAGAAACGGGUGAAUAACGAUGAUCAUCCACUUUUUGUUUACACUUCUAUGCUUGAUAACCCAAAACACCCUUAUUUUUACUCUGUCGGGCUGGACGGAAUUUCUAUAGGUAAAAAGAGAAUUCCGGCGCCGGCUUAUUUAAAAAGAAUCGACAGAGAAGGAGGCGGUGGAUUGGUAGUGGAUUCAGGAACUACUUUUACAAUGUUACCGGCGAGUUUGUAUAACUCGGUGGUGACUGAGUUCGAUAAGAAAGUUGGGCGAAUUUAUGAGCGAGCCAAUGACGUUGAAGACAAGACAGGACUCGGUCCGUGCUACCAUUAUAACAUUGUAGUAAAUAUUCCUAGUUUAGUCUUACAUUUCAUAGGGAAUGAAUCCAGUGUAGCGCUGCCUAGGAAAAACUAUUUUUAUGAAUUUUUAGACGGUAGAGGUGGAGAGAGCAGGAAGAGGAAGGUCGGAUGUUUGAUGCUAAUGAACGGCGGAGAUGAGGAAGAGCUCAGCGGUGGGCCAGGGGCGACCUUGGGAAACUAUCAACAACAGGGGUUUGAGGUGGUUUACGAUUUGGAGAGAGGAAGGGUUGGGUUUGCAAGGAGAAAAUGCGCAUCUUUGUGGGAAAGCUUGAACCAAGGCUAACAUGCGCUGGCGUUGACUUAGCUGUUUGAAAGUUGAAAUUUGGUGGGUUUGACCGCACGUGAGUGCGAUGUAAGUAAAGUAAGUAGAGUAUAAGUGGAUUUUGCGGUAAUAAGGUGGGUUUGGAUAAGGUUAUAAUUAAAAUACUCGCACUUCAUUUUUUUGCUUGACUUUUGACUAAUGAUGUAUAUAUGGAAAUGUUUAUUUUUUUCUGCACAUAUGUCGGCAAAUGUGAGAUGGCAAAAAAUGAAGUACAAGUAGAGCUAUAAAAGCAUGUGUAAAAUUUUUUAUUAUUUUAAAUAUAAAUGUCAAUUUUUUUUUGUUUCCAAA